AUGAAGGGUGUGUUGAGGUUUGGGAAGAAGGGUAAGCUCAGUCCCAGGUUCAUCGGUCCAUUCGAGAUUCUUAGCCGUGUGGAGGAGGUAGCCUAUGAUUUGGCUUUGUCUCCAGGUCUGUCGGGUGUUCACCCGAUGUUUCACUUCUCUAUGUUGAAGAAAUAUCAUCGUGAUGGUUUUUACAUUAUUCGUUGGGAUUCAGUCUUGUUAGAUGAGAGCAUGUCCUAUGAGGAGGAGCCGAUUGCUAUGUUAGACAGAGAGGCUCAUAAGUUGAGGUCUAAGGAGAUAGCAUCAGUGAAGGUUCAGUAG
Molecule: messenger RNA, 309 nt
Organism: Lycium ferocissimum
Lineage: Eukaryota; Viridiplantae; Streptophyta; Magnoliopsida; Solanales; Solanaceae
Exons: 1
Coding region: 1-309 (102 amino acids)
Source: RefSeq, a predicted model, not a curated record